UGUAAUAAACAUGUCCUUGAUUCCUCUGUCCUUGUUUUCUUUCCUCGCCUCCUCCGUUGGGUGGAGCUAAGGACGAACAGAUGGGAGGAAAAGAAUCAAGGGUUGCCAACUGCCAACUGUCUCCAUCUUUCGACUGCAUACUGUCAGCCCUGUGUUAAUAAGCAAUAUAAGUUGGGAGAGCCCUGGUGAAUUUGGGAAAUUAACUGAGAAAUCAUCAUAGAGAAAAUUAUGAACAGUUUUCCAAAUCAUCAAUUGAAUUGAAUUACCGGAAAGGAGCAUGACCCCAAACGCUGGCCAUCUGCCAAUCAUCGUCCAUUCCAGAAAUUGCCCACUUGGGAGCACCUUCUCGGAGCUAAGACAGGGGUCGAGGUGGGCGUUGGGAUUGGUCACAGGUCACAGGUGAGCCAUCCCUCGGCCAACAGGUCGACGAGCUCUGGGCUCACACCAGCCUGUAGGGGGCGCUGUGCCUGAGAGAGAGCCGGGCUGAGCGUGACUCCAGGAGGAUGGCCCCCAGCUCCCAGGGUGCCCCGCUCUCCCACACCCACGUCUGGCAGCUCCGUCCUGCCGUUGCAGGGCGCAGUAUGUAACCCAGUAACGGGCUCCAGUUUUAUUUUUGGAGCGGCAGCGACGUCUGGCCCGUCCAUUUGCAGACCGGCUGCAGCAGGGCUCAGGGUUACGAUGGAGGCUCCUUUCUGACCGCCACAGGUGUCGAAACCAGCUCUCUCACAGGCUGCUGUGGCCAAAGCAAGCUUACCAUCUCUGCGCUGUAGUUACCACUUCCUGGCCAAGGAAAUUUCCAGUGUCUCUGAAGACCUUCAUUUCAGGGAGGGGAUGCUGAAAUGUUGAUGGCCCUGAGUGCCAACCCCCAGCCCGGCCUGCUGGUGGAGCAGUUCCCCCCGCCCCUGCUGCCCAAGCCGGGUAAAGACAACGCCCGGCUCCAGAAACUUCAGAAGAAGAGCGCCAAGAAGAAGCCCUCCCCACCGACCCCUCAGCCUCCCGCCUCGUUCCGCUCCACCCUGUCGCCCGUCAACGAGGCCAGUCCCGACCAGGAGCACAGCGACUUGUUCACCCCGCCGAAGACACCGGACACCCUCAGCAGCUACAGCGGCACCCAGUACAGCCGAAUCAGCGUGACGUCGUUCUACCAGCACACGCCUUCGCCUUACCCCCACCUGCAAGGCGCGACCUAUGGCAAGGCUGCACAGAUUUCCCCCCAGCCUUACGCUGCUCCGAUACCAGGCUUUCAGCAGCAGAGGAGCACGUUCUACACGCCUACACCUCCACCACUGCUAGCUGCACAGGCUCCGACCCCAUCCAGCCCAACUGUAGCUCGAGCAUCUCAACCAAUCACACCUGCCAGCCCAACUGUAGCUCGAGCAUCUCAACCAAUCACACCUGCCAGCCCAACUGUAGCUCGAGCAUCUCAACCAAUCACACCUGCCAGCCCAAAAGUAGCUCGAGCAUCUCAACCAAUCACACCUGCCAGCCCAACUGUAGCUCGAGCAUCUCAACCAAUCACACCUGCCAGCCCAAAAGUAGCUCGAGCAUCUCAACCAAUCACACCUGCCAGCCCAAAAGUAGCUCGAGCAUCUCAACCAAUCACACCUGCCAGCCCAAAAGUAGCUCGAGCAUCUCAACCAAUCACACCUGCCAGCCCAAAAGUAGCUCGAGCAUCUCAACCAAUCACACCUGCCAGCCCAAAAGUAGCUCGAGCAUCUCAACCAAUCACACCUGCCAGCCCAAAAGUAGCUCGAGCAUCUCAACCAAUCACACCUGCCAGCCCAAAAGUAGCUAGAGCAUCUCAACCAACCACACCUGCCAGCCCAAAAGUAGCUCGAGCAUCUCAACCAAUCACACCUGCCAGCCCAAAAGUAGCUCGAGCAUCUCAACCAAUCACACCUGCCAGCCCAACUGUAGCUCGAGCAUCUCAACCAAUCACACCUGCCAGCCCAAAUGUAGCUCGAGCAUCUCAACCAAUCACACCAUCAUACUCUACUGUAGCCCCCGCAUCUCAAUCAAUCACACAUCCAGGCCCUACUGCAGCUCCAGCGUCUCAACCAAUGAUGUCUCCUGGUUUACCUGUACCUCAAGCACCUCAACCAAUCACACCUACAAGUGUUGCCCCUGAUAAAACUCAAGCUCAGACUCAAGUGUUUGUCCAACCUGUGGGCCCAGCUGUGAACACAUACCCUCCUGCCCCCACUCAGGAUGGGGUAACUAGGCCUCUAAAUGGUCCAUCGCAAACCGCGGCAUCAGCAUUAAGUGUGAUGCAAGUGUCCCUGGCCACUAGUUUCCCAGCUUCAACAGCGCCUCAACAUCCCGGCCCUCUGGUGACCAUGGUCCAAACCCUCAAGCCCAAGAAACCAAAGUUUGAUGUUCCUCAAAUUAAGAUAUACACGUCGAAGACAACGGUUUAUGAAGCGUCAAAUACGCCUCUGCCUGAGACUUCAGGAAUCAUGGAUGGAAGACCUGGGGGGAAAACACCAACAUCUGAGGUUAAAAGAGAAACAGUAACAACAUAUGGUGGUUUGGUGGUGAAAACGCCCUUGUAUCAAGCACCCGGUGCAAAGUCACCCAUAUUUCAUGUGUCAUCACCGAAACCGCUGUUAUUCUCAACAUCGCCCGUAAUGAACUCACCCCAGGUCAACGGCGUCCCCACCGAAAACACAGACACUACUGCCGUCGCCCUGGCAACCGAAGAGCCUUCAUCUUUUGCUGGCAGCCUAAAGGUAAACAUUUUGCCGCCACCAGUUUCUACUUUGCUGGACAACACGGUGGCUGAAAACGAUGCGUCAACGACAGUCACUCAUGCACAUACAGAUCAGAUUCUCAGGCCCCCUCUGAGUGAUACGUCCAUACCAAAGCAUCUGAUAACACAUGAACCUAUAAAGCCUACGGGAGCUGCUAUUGAGUAUCCGAUUCCCAAGACUCCUCCAUAUGAACUGGUUGAACAUGCGACUCCUCCAGGUGGAUAUCAAAAACCCAAGACACCAACAUUCGAGUUCCCUAAUCCAACAGCACCUGUAUUUGGGCAUCAAAAGGCAAGGACUGUGACUUAUAGCGCACCGCCUGCAUCCACUCCUUUUGGGCAACAAAAACACAAGACAUCCGCAUAUGAGGCCCAAAGACCUAAACCAAAAUCGACAUAUUACGGAUUGACUCCAGCUGAAUAUGUUGCCUAUGGUGGAAUCAGAAAUAAUUCACCUGCUUUUAGCACUUCCGCACCUAAGGUACUGCCACAGGAUGCACCUAAAGCUCCAGAGUUGACAGAGACCCCUCUUUCAUUUGAGGUCUCUGAGUCUGAAACACCCUCACAACAACCGGAGAGGCCUAUGGCUGUACUCGUUCAGAAGUCAGAAUCUAUGAUUUCGACCAAUCUGCACACUGUACUUCAGACCUCUGUUGUUGCAACAAGUUCUACCGAUGGUCCGAUUCCAAAAACGCAGGAUAAAGAGAUUGGACUUACAAUUGAGUCUGGAGUACCCAAAACAGAGAUAAACGAGUUAGAAAAACCAAAACCAGCUUUGGAUGCACAGUCCUCGAACACGCUAAUGUCUUUACUCGGGGCAUUCAAGGGUAGACCUUCCACGCAAGUGCAGAGUGGAAAAGAAACACAAACAUCUUCAUCUUCUGGGGCCAAGACUCCCGCUGAGAACUUAAUUGGCGAUAAAAUUCCAGCAAAGCAAAGGUCAGCCGAGCCAAGUACUCUGAGCCAAACCACACAGGAAACGGCCAAACCCGAGGCUCCCCCCAGAAGAAAAUUUUCACCAAAGGUGACCCCUCAGGCCUCAGCUACCGCCAACUCUGAAACCACAACGAGUGUGAUUCAGCCGCCAGCUCAACCAAAAGCGGAAGACAAGCCGCCAAAAACCAGCACAGCGGCGACGGAGGGAAAAGUUGCUCAGGAGAAAAUCCCCACGGAGAAUGGGGAAUCAUCUUCAGGGGAAAAGAAGAACGAGGGAGAGAAGCCAUCAGCUAAAGCAGAACCCCAGUCGAAGAUCCUCAAAAAGGCAAAGGGUCUCAAGUCGAAGAUCAGCGGGUGGACGAGGCUCAAGAAGCACAUGGUGGAGGAGCCAGAGGCGCCCGCGUUCCCGGAGCCAGACAACGAGGCGAAGAAGGAAGGCAGCGACGGCAAGGCCAUCGAAGCAGGGAGCGCCGACGAGCAGUCAGCGGGUGGGAAUCAGGAAGUGGCCAAGAACAAAGAAGCUCCCAGGGCUAUGAAGAUGUGGGACGCCAUCCUCUUCCAGAUGUUCGCCACCAAGGAGAGUAUAAUGCAGCAGAUCAACGCCAACAAGAGCGACGUGGAGAGGAAGGAAAUGGCCACGCAGCCAGCGAAGGACCUCCCGUCGUUCGUUCACCGCCUGCCCGUCCUGCUCUACAGCCCGCGGUUCAACGCCAGGAAGCUGAAGGAGGCCGCCGCCAAGCCCCUCGCCAAAAUCUCCACGGCGUUUGAGAUGGGGCUGCUGAACCGUAAAAAUCAGGACGAGGAGCCGAAGGACUUUAACCGAACCGCCAAGGGGUUUGCUUCCCCGGCGGAAAAAACCAGCUCAAGCUAGGUUUUUAAACAGCUGGUAGCUGGUUGACCAGUUCAGACCAAUUCCCAACUCAACAUGGUUUAGCUGGUUGACCAGUUCAGACCAGCUACCAGCUUGACAUGGUUUGACCAGCUUUAUGACCAGUUUGGCCAUGCUGGUUGAACAGCUUAUACCCAGCUUGACCAGUUUAUGACCAGCUUGACCAGCUUACUUUUCAAGCUGGUUAAGCUGGCACAGCUGGAUUUUCACCCAAAGGUGGGAGAGAAGAAUUGAGUUAUUUCCUGUUUGGGCCACAGCACUGCAUUUGUGGGAAUAGUUUUUUAUGAUUGACCCCAUCAUUAUUUGGAAGCCAGACUUGGAGAUGGCCAAUUAGAUUUUCCUUUGGUUAAAGCAGGAAAUUCUCUCAUAAAUCUGCCACAUCAGACAUGUAGAGGUGUGGCCAAGUAUUACGCAAACAACGUUUGCAAUAUUUUGCUUUUUUCAAGCACUAAGGGUUUGACAUGCCCAGUAAUGUUGCUUUUAUGCUCAUUAUUUGCAGCUAGUCUGUGAAACUUCACAGUGUGCUGUAAUAUGGCAAUAAACCUGGGUUUUUCUUGCGUUGAGAAAUCUUUGGCAUGCACCGAAGCAGCAUUUUUGGGAAAAACGGGAAAUGGUUAAAUGUGGAUAAUGUGGGAUGACCCUAUGUGUGACCGGAAGUGUUAUCCUAAUGCUGGGAAGCACCAAAGACCAUUUCCAUGCCUGGAAAAACCCAACCAUAGACAAAAAAAAGAAGAUGAAUUCAUAAAAAUAAGAUUAAGUAAAACUAAGUAAAUAAAAAUAAUAAACAACAUUUUUUAAUAAUUUAAUAAUGUUUUCAGUAAAUUACCUGAAAUUAAGGGAUUGGAAUAGGGUAGGAAAAGUACAGUUGAAUAGAAGGGAAAUACUUUAUAGUUUGUUGAAUUGUUUGAGUUGAAUUGUAGCAAUGUCUAUCUAAUUUAAUUGCAAAUGCAAAACAUUUUAUCAUUUAGAUAUUUCUUCAUUGUAUAGAUAUUAUAGCAUUUACGUGUGCUAUGGCAUAGACAGCAUGUAAAACAUUGUUUGUCAUAUCAAAACUUUAGCUAUGAAUGUAGGAAUGUUGGAAAUGUAGCAAAAAUGGUUUACUUUCAUAUUUUAGGAAAAAUCCCUGCAUAAUUUGUUUUGUAAUUGUAUUUAUGUUUCUAUCUGUGCAUCUCGGUACAGUCUAAAGUCAAAUAUAAGUCAGAUAUGGUGUUCAACAAUCCACAAAACCAAAACCUGUUCUUGAUACUUUUUGUAAAGAAAUGGGCCUGUACAAUUCUGCAAGCAUUCAUUUACAUAUAUCUUCUAUUGUUUGGUCGCUUUUUCAGUGUUUUAACACAAGAAUAUUGAAAACAAAUGUAUAAUUUUAUAACAUGAAAUCCAUUGCACAUACUGAUACUUCAGUUGAUCAAAGGAUUUUCAAAAAUAUUAUAUAAAAAUUACAUUAGAUCAACAAAUCUUACAUAUUGUUUAAACCUUUAAAAACAUGAUAAUAUUAUUAGAUGAAUACCCCUGCUGAACAUUCCAGCUAAGACCAGCUGGGAUUCUAAGAUGGUUUCAACACUUCUAAAUAGUCAUGUUGGUUUGUGGCUGCUCAAAGCUGCUCUCUAGCUGGAGAAAGCUAGUUAAGAUGUAAGUUGGUUAACUGGUGGACUAGCUGACUAUAUAGGCUGGUCAGCUGGUUGACCAGCUAUACGUGUCAAAAACGAAUCUUAAACCAGCAUCGUUAGAGCUUAGGCUGGUUUAGGCUGGUUUAAGCUGGAAUUUUCAGAAGGGGAGCCCAGGUAUAUGUAGAGGGGCAGUGUUGUUUACUUUUCCCUGAUCGUCCAGUGGCGGGAGAUGUUCUGAAUCAUCAGGUUUGAAGUGGGUGGUGAGGGCUGGGGGUGACUGAAGGGGAGAUGGGUGUGGUCAUGAGGGACUACAGCACAGUCAUGGGAAUCAUGGGAAUCAUGGGAAGACAAAUGAUGGAGGUCGAGAGAGAGAGGGCUCUUUCCAAUCGCUUAUUUUUACCUCUUUGCAUUCUUUCCUCGUGUUCAUUUUUAUCUCGUUAGCUCCACCCAACGGAAGACUUGAGGAAAGGAUGGAGGGAAUGUGUAUGUGAGAAAUGGAAUCUCCUUGCUCUUCUCAGCAUCAGCUUGAAGCCACGUCAGUUACGGAUGUGGUAGCUGGGGAGAGGUGGAUCCACAGGUCGAUCGUUUUACGUGAAUAAAGAAAUUUUUAAAACUUCCGCAAAAGACGCGCUCGUGUAUCCUUAGUCAAGCAUCCUUUGGAAGCCUCCUAGCUCAUCUCUCCUAGCUCCUUCAAGCAGCAUUUAACGGGUUGGAAUGAUGAAAGAUGGCAGACCUCAAUUGUUUUCUGGGUCAUUUGAGGACCGAGGAGACAAGGAGAGAUACAAUAAGCGAUUGGAAUGAGCUCAGAGAUUAGGACAGAUAGAGAGAGAGAAAGAGAGAGAGGGAAGGAGAAAGAGACAAUGAGAGAGAGAAACAGUAGUUUGGCACAAGUACAUGCAGGGGACAGACAGACGGAAAGCGAGACAGAUAUAGGAUCCCAAGACUGCAACAAUGAAAGAACGGACAAACGGUAUCCUUGUAAUUUACACACGGUUUACUAAUGAAAGAAGUCCAUGACCCGUGAGAUAAGGACUACACUUCAGGAACAGGAAGAGGCCGCUCUUUGGGCAAGACGGAUGAACUGGCCCUACUCUGGACUGCACACCUCCCAGGAGAGGAGGGGUUACCUGUGUCUACCUGGGGGAGCAGGAUUAAGAGAAACAGUGCAGGCCAUGUUGGGCAUUCACCCGUGGAAGAGAGUUCUGGGACAGCAUUUUAAUGGAGAAACUCUGGACACAGGAAAGCUUCUGAGCAUUACUUGGCUGCUUCUUAAACGCAUUUAUAAACGCGUAAUCCGAAACGCCGUCCCCACACAACCCAGAGGGGACAUUGAGCUAAUGAAUAAAUUCUGAUGUGCCGUAAUGGUCCACAUGUAUUAAAAACAAACAAGGCUGAUCGGGGAUGAGGCCAAAAUAUUUUUGUUUGACAAUAGGCGGGGGGUUUUACUGCCUGAGACGGAUAAUCAGAUGGAGUAGAAACGGGGAUUAGCUGGAUGACUGUGGCUGGCUGGCUGGCUGUCCACACACAUUCUCGCCCGGAGAGACCAUGCCCUGUGUCUUACUCACGAGCCCUUUUUACAGGACCAAUACCCCAAAAAUACCGCAGCUCCCCAACGCCACCCCCACUCCCAUCUCCCCAAAAAAGGCUAAAUGAUUGAAAUCUUCUAGCCCUUACCCAAAUACUGUUAACAAUGCUGUUAAUCGUGCAGUUUGCAGAUGUUUGCUGAAUGUAAAUAGGAUUAUAUAGAAAAAUGUACAGGCAACCAUUUCAAACCAGUGUGUGUCAGCUUGUGGUCUAUUGAAUGUACAUUUCUCGAAGUAAAGUCUAUGCUGCCAUGUCAA
Molecule: messenger RNA, 8022 nt
Organism: Conger conger (European conger)
Lineage: Eukaryota; Metazoa; Chordata; Actinopteri; Anguilliformes; Congridae
Gene: prr33
Product: proline rich 33
Exons: 4
Coding region: 840-4556 (1238 amino acids)
Source: RefSeq, a predicted model, not a curated record